Messenger RNA from Argiope bruennichi, 1513 nucleotides. RefSeq names its product putative autophagy-related protein 11. Bases 157 to 1302 code for a protein of 381 amino acids. Lineage: Eukaryota; Metazoa; Arthropoda; Arachnida; Araneae; Araneidae. The record is from RefSeq and is a predicted model, not a curated record. The transcript is spliced from 3 exons.
GCAACUUUUUCCCCUUAACCGCGUGGAAUGCAGGCUGUUUUUUUGGAGCUGGACUUGGCGGCAUAAGUUCGGCUUCGCGGAUCUUGUGUGCAUGUCGGCUUCCGUCGGUCAUUUCAUUGAAUAAAUAUCUGGAUAUUUACGAUCAAGUUUUGGAAUAUGCUUAAAGUAAGCCAAGCUUCUGGAUUACUGUCUUCCGGUAUCAAGAGUGUACUUGACGUGGGAAAUACAGUAUGCAUUCAGAUGCCAAAACGAGCAAUAGUGCUUUGUUUUACCAUCCAGAAAGAAAUUUUUAUGCUGCCUUUCCGCUGUCUCAAUAAAGGCUACGAAGCUAUAAAGCCACCAUUUCGUUUAGUGCAUCGCAUAUACAAAGCGCUUAUCAGAGAAGACCCGUCACCUGCUGAACUUCUAACUGGCGAGAAAAAUCCAUCUGCUACUAAAAUUAUUGCCUCAUCUCGACAGCUUAGAUGUUCAGUAAUGAAAGCAAUCAACAAAGAAAACAAUUACAGGUCUCGGCUGUCUUCGUACCAAAGACAGCUUGAGAAAUGGAAAUUGGAAAAUGAAAAGAGAACAGAAGAAAUCCACAAGAUAACCCUCGAAGAAAAAGAAUUAAUGAAAGCUGUAGCCUCUGCCCUUAGAUACAUAAAAUCUUUGAAGGUAAAACGAGAAAAGUUAAACGAUUGCUUCUCUAAAAAUGUUACCAAUAUGAUUAACAGUGGUGACAUAUCGGAAGAAAAGUUGCAUGUUAUGCAAAAGGAACUGAAAAAUAUUGAUGCCAUUAUAAAUGAUAAGAAAAAUGUUUGCCUUAAUUUGCUGGCCCAAGGACGUGCUCCAUCUGAUGAUUUUUUGGGAGGUUUGACACCUUCCAAAGUUCAAAAGCGCACUUCCGUCAAAUUCGAUGUUUCUCAUAUUCCAGUACAAACUGAGCCAGUUCAGAAGGUUUUGUCUCUUUUGAUGGACGAAAAUAUGUACUUAAAGACUCGACUUUCAACCACACAUGAUAAACUUGAAGACAUUUUGAAACUUUCUGAAAGCAUUAACAGAGAGGUUGUUGUUUUGAGCGAAAAAUUCACCCAAAUGGCUGCUGUGAAUAAUGAAAUGACUGACCUUCAACAAAAACUUGAUCGUGAACGAGAAAUGCUAAAAGACGUUGAAGCAGACAGAGAUCAAAUGCGAUAUAAACUUGAGACCUUAGCGUCCAUCAUCAGAGAAGAGGAAGAAUUCUUGGCUUCCACGGAAUCGAGCGUUGAAGAUGGAAGUUUCGUGUCUUUUGCGGAGGAUUUAGAUGAAGUGUCCACUGUAUAAACAUUCCAUUUUAUGUGCCAUAAAUCUCGAGCUUCGGAUGAGUCAGUUGCCCACAUAAAAGAGAUUGGUGGCAAAUCUUGGCAUUUGGAAACUGUUUUCAUCUAUUUAUUUAUAUGUUUGUAUUAACCAACUGUUUUUUAGUUUUGAUUUUUAGUGCUUUCGCACGUUUUACUUACAGCUGUGAUAUCAAUAAAUUGUAUUUUGUAAAGCA